This is a messenger RNA of Thunnus maccoyii (southern bluefin tuna), 5960 nucleotides long. RefSeq names its product eukaryotic translation initiation factor 4 gamma, 1a (gene eif4g1a). Gene Ontology annotation, cellular component: eukaryotic translation initiation factor 4F complex. The transcript is spliced from 32 exons. NCBI's taxonomy places the organism in Eukaryota, Metazoa, Chordata, Actinopteri, Scombriformes, Scombridae. The record is from RefSeq and is a predicted model, not a curated record. The coding region runs from base 512 to 5689 and encodes 1725 amino acids. Gene Ontology annotation, molecular function: mRNA binding; protein binding; translation initiation factor activity.
AGUUACCCAUGCGACUUGGAGGCGCACCGGCUCCAUAAACCAGAAACAUCGCACUAUGGCCUCUCUCUGAGCCGCCUGACGCGACACUUGUGUACAUACCUGACCGGCAAUCCGUCACCAUCGACGCCUUGAUAAUGGACCCCCGGUCCAGAGGCUUUUUUCGGGGCCAUCGGAGUUGUCAAUAGUACUCCCAAAGUACUAUAUUACUUGAUUUUGAGCGCUGUCACUUGUGCUCGCCGGGGAUUUAAACCGAGGUGACAGCAGCAGCACUCGCCCCAUCUGCCGGUUAGCUAACUGCUAACUAUCUCGCUAAGUCAAUAGCCAAGAAGGGCAUCACUUUUCUUUUGGAGUAAAGGACAAGGAAAAUACAAUACCUACUGCUUUCAUAAACAGACGACUGACCAGAGGCUGAUUCCCCCCGAGUUCCCAUCUUAACAACACAUUCACAGUUGAUUCCUGAAAGGCUGGCUACACAACGCCACCCUAAUGCAGAACCAUAAAAGAACGUGAAAUGAACAAACCACCACAGCCUAUAACGGGACCCACCUCUGUCCCAAACCCAGCCCCUUCCCCAGGAUUGACACCGGCCGCCUACGGACCUGGACAGCCCCCUUCUCUUGUUUUUGCAACACCUCCACCUCCACAAAUGAACUCCGCACCACAGCCCAGACAGUUUGCUGCAGGGCCCCGUACUUUACACCAACAGGGUGGAUACAGAGCAUUACAGGGUUACUAUCAGAACCGACCGGCUAUGGCCGCCAGUGCUCCCAGAGUCCAGACAAGUAGUGGGCCUCGACCUGUUGGACCCGCUCAUGUCUACCCACCCAGCUCCCAGAUGAUGAUGAUUUCCCAGCAGCAGCUUUCUUUUGCUGGCUCCCCUCAGGGCUACUUCAUCCCCCCUGGACAGUACCGGGCCCCAUAUAUGCCACCUACUCAGCAGUAUCCUGUGACCAGCGGUACAGCAGGCUUCUAUCCGGGAACUAGCCCUGCUGAAUACUCUGCCUAUGCGGGAGCAUACUAUCCAGCUCAGCCGCAGUACUCUCCAUCUGUCCAGCCUGCACCGGUCAUGAUCAACCCCGCCCAGCAACAGCAACAAGCUCCGCCUCCUCAGCAACCACCGGCACAGUCACAAGGCCCACCAAAGAGGGAACGCAAACCGAUCAGAAUACGAGACCCCAACCAGGGCGGGCGUGAUAUCACAGAGGAGAUCAUGUCAGGUGGAAGGUCCACCUCCACACCGACUCCCCCACAGGCCUCCACAGCAGAUGUAAGUCCUGCACAGACCAAUGGUGAAGUUAUACAGCCUGUCACUACAGUGACAAGAAGAGAUGAAAAUGCGGAGCCUCCUGCUAGCGCUGAAACCCCACCUCCUCCUGCCACAGCAAACCCAGAGCCUGUGGUCGAGGCCAAACAGGAAACGGACAGCCAGACAGCACCGCCCACUGAAUUAGCCGCACAAUCUGCAGCCCCUACACAGGCUUCCGAGGUGCCAACCCCAUCGAUAAAGGACCAGCAGACUCCCGCUCCCCUCCCUCCAGCAGCAACACCUACUCCUCCCCCUGCUGAGGCAGUAAAUAAAGUCGAUACUAAAGUUAGUGACACAGUAGAUGCUCCUGUAGGUCCUUCAGCAUCACCGGCAGCGCAAGAGGUCCCUGUCAAAACAGAGGAACCACAGGCCGCCCCUGCUCCAGCUGAGAAGGCACCCGAAAAGGAAGAAAAGAAAACCGAGGAAGUGGAGAAAUUAGAGAAAGAAGAGCAGGUGACCAGCACUAAGGUAGAGCCUGCAACUGAGGUUGCAGCAACAGUUACCCCUGUUGAUGUGGCAAAAGAAGAAACACCUACAAAGACAGCAACUGAAGUGUCUCAGCCUCCACCCUCUGCACAGGAACCAGCUGCUCCAGUGACUCAGACUGCUGCCCCCAGCUCUGCCCCCGAACCUGAACCCACACCAGCUGAAACAGCAGAACCGCUUCUCCCCAACGGCCUUCCUCAGGACACUGAGGAAGUGCCUGAGGCAUUUUCAGACACUACACCCCUAGACAAGCCCGACGCUUCUCAAUCUCAGGAAUCCACACCUGUGGCUAAAACGGCAACGCCAGCCCAGGAGCAGGAACAGGAGCAGGAGCAGGAGCAGGAACAGGAGCAGGAGCAGGAACAGGAGCAAGAGCAGGAGCAGGAGCAGGAGCAGCAGCAGGAGGAGGAGAAGAAAGAGGAAGAGGGGAAGGAGAAAAGUGAGGAUGCCCCUCCUGUUAGCUGUCCUACAGAGGAAUCUACUAUGCAAGCUGCUACAUCUGUGCCAAAGAAGAGGAGGAACAUGAAGGAACUAAACAAGAAGGAGGCCAUUGGAGACCUCCUGGAUGCCUUCAAAGAGGAUGCCAAGCCUGCUUCUGAACCCUCGUCCACUCAGGCCGACCCUGUCCCUGUUGCUCCAGCUGAACCUCCCGCUGAGGUCGCAGAUGAGACCUGGGAGGAGAAAGAGGACAAGCAGAACACAGAACCUAGACCUUCACCUGAGGCAAAAGAGCAGAAAUACCAGUACAAAGAAGAACAAUGGAAGCCAAUAGACCCAGAAGAGAAGAAGCGGUACGACAGGGAGUUCCUGUUGGGCUUCCAGUUUAUCGGCGCCAGUAUGAACAAACCCGAGGGCCUGCCCAUCAUCAGUGACGUGGUUUUGGACAAGGUGAACAAGACUCCCCUGCGGCCUCCUGACCCAGCUCGAAUGAUGAGUUCUGGCCCUGAUUUUACUCCUUCAUAUUUGGGCAACCUCGGGAGCCGAUCAGUGGGCGGACCACGAGGACCACCACCCGGACCACGUCGCUCCCAGCAGGGUCAGCGGAAAGAACCCAGGAAAAUCAUCAGCAGCAUGUCCCUCAACGAUGACGUGCAGCUCAACAAGGCCGAGAAGGCCUGGAAACCGUCUAUGAAGAAGAGCGCUCGCACCCGCCCCGGGGAGGAAGUGGAGGAAGACGUCGGCUCUGACCAGGCCAAGACUCAAGACCUGUUCAAGCGUCUGCGCAGUAUCCUCAACAAGCUGACACCUCAGAAGUUUCAGGAGCUGAUGAAACAGGUGACAGAGCUGGCGAUAGACACCGAGGAGAGGCUGAAGGGAGCCAUCGACCUCAUCUUCGAGAAGGCCAUCUCAGAGCCCAACUUCUCUGUGGCCUACGCCAACAUGUGCCGCUGCCUUAUGGGGUUGAAAGUCCCCACCUCAGACAAGCCAGGAGUCUUUGUGAACUUCCGCAAACUGCUUCUCAACCGCUGCCAGAAAGAGUUUGAGAAGGAUCAGGAUGAUGAUGAGAUCUUUGAGAAAAAGCAAAAAGAGCUGGAGGCUUCUAAAGAGGGAGAGGAGCGUGAGCGCUUGAGGGUGGAGCUGGAAGAGGCCAAAGAUCAGGCCCGGCGCCGUUCACUGGGUAACAUUAAGUUCAUCGGUGAACUCUUCAAGCUGAAGAUGCUGACGGAGGCCAUCAUGCAUGACUGUGUAGUGAAACUACUGAAGAAUCACGACGAAGAGUCUCUGGAGUGUCUCUGCAGGCUGCUCUCCACAAUUGGCAAGGACCUGGACUUUGAGAAGGCCAAGCCUCGUAUGGAUCAGUAUUUUAACCAGAUGGACAAGAUCAUCAAAGAGAGAAAGACGUCAUCCAGAAUCCGCUUCAUGUUGCAAGACGUGUUGGACCUCAGAAGGAGUAACUGGGUGCCUCGUAGAGGAGACCAGGGUCCUAAAACAAUUGACCAGAUCCACAAAGAGGCAGAAAUGGAGGAGCACAGGGAACAGAUCAAGGUCCAGCAGCAGCUCAUGUCCAAGAAAGACGGAGGAGGAGGUGGAGGAGGCGGCGGCAGGAUGGGAGGGAGCAUGGGGGGCCGAGGUCCUCACACACCAGGAGGCGGCCGGAACAGCCAGCCCCAAGAUGAGGGGUGGAACACGGUGCCCAUCUCCAAGAAUAGACCCAUCGACACCACCCGCCUCAGCAAGAUCACAAAGCCUGGUGCUCUGGACUUCAACAAUCAACUGUUGGCUCCAGGGGGCAAAGGCAUGUGGGGUAGCUGGGGUAAAGGCAGCAGUGGAGGAACAGGAGCUAAACCAGCAAGUGGAGACCAGGAUUCAGGUCGUCCAGCCACCAGCACCCUCAACCGCUUCUCAGCCCUGCAGCAGUCUGGUUCGUUGUUGACUUCAGGCGACUCUGAUCGCAGAGUUCCUCAGAGGUCAAGCUCCAGCCGUGAGCGCGGAGGCGACAGAGACAGGAGCGAUCGUGACAGGGACCGGUUUGACCGAUUCGAUCGCAGCGAGGGACGAGAAGGUCGCGACGACAGGAGCAGCCGGAACCAAAUCACUAAGAGGAGCUUCAGCAGAGAGUCUGAGGAGCGCGGUGGGAGGGCCGGAGACAGCAGGGCCACGAAUGAGCCUGUGCGUCGUGUGGCCAGCAUGACCGACGACCGGGACAGAGGAAGCAGAGAUCGGGGAAGCAGAGACCGAGGAAGUAGAGACAGGGGCAGCAGAGACAGGGGAAGCCGUGACAGAGGUCCAAGCAAAGAUCUCACAGCAGUUAAACGUGAGAGCGCCCCCACUCCUCCUCCCUCUGUUCCUAAAUCUGGCAUGACUGAAGAGGAGGUGGAGAAGAAGUCCAGCGCCAUCAUUGAGGAAUACCUCCACAUCAAUGACUUGAAGGAGGCGUUGCAGUGUGUGGCAGAGCUCAACAGCACCUCACUGCUCUACGUGUUUGUACGGAACGGCGUGGAGUCAACGCUUGAGCGCAGCACCAUUGCUAGAGAGCACAUGGGCCUGUUGCUGCACCAGCUCAUAAAGGCAGGGACAUUGCCCGCAGAGCAGUACUACAAAGGGCUACAAGAGAUCCUGGAGGUAGCAGAAGACAUGGCCAUAGAUAUACCUCACAUCUGGCUCUACCUGGCUGAACUCAUUACCCCCAUGCUGCAUGAGGGAGGCAUCCCUAUGGGACAGCUCUUCAGGGUGAUUUCGAAGCCUCUGGUGCCUCUGGAGAAGGCUGGUGUGCUGCUGGUACAGAUCCUCAAGUUGCUCUGCAAAGGAAUGACUCCUAAGAAGGUUGGGGCCAUGUGGACAGAAGCUGGGCUGAACUGGAGCGAGUUCUUGACCAAGAACGAAGACGUCAACAAGUUUGUCACUGAUCAGAAAGUGGAGUUCACGACAGGAGAGGAGACAGAGUCAAAGGAACCCGGUAAGAAGGUCCUCAGUGGAGAGGAGCUCAGCAAACAGCUGGACAGAUUCCUUCACGACAAGGCCAACAACCAGCGUAUCAGAGACUGGGUUGAGGCAAACAUGGAUGAACAGCAGACUGCUUCCAACCAGUUUGUACGAGCAUUGAUGACAUCAGUGUGUCAGUCUGCCAUCAUAUGUGACACCCCGUACAGGGUGGACGCACGGCAGAUCAACCAGAGAGCCAGUCUGCUGCAGAGAUACCUGUGUGAUGAGCAGAAAGAGCUUCAGGCCCUUUACGCCCUCCAGGCUCUGAUGGUCCACAUGGAGCAGCCAGCAAACCUGCUGCGGAUGUUCUUCGACGCCUUGUACGACGAGGACGUUAUUAAAGAGGAGGCCUUUUACAAAUGGGAAUCCAGCAAAGACCCUGCAGAGCAAACAGGCAAAGGCGUGGCUUUGAAAUCGGUCACCGCCUUCUUCACCUGGCUCCGCGAGGCGGAGGAGGAGUCUGACAAGGAAUAAAAAAAAGACUGAACUUUAAAAAAGCUGCCGCCCCCCUUUGGCAAGACGGGGGCUUUGCAGGUGGCUUUUGGAGAGUCAUGGACAAUAUUGCCAGAGAAGCAGACUCAAAAAUCAAUCCUCAGUGAGGAUAAAUCUUUAUUAUUUUUCUUUCUUUGAGGGAUGGACUCAGAAAACAAUCAUUUCUCUCUACCUUCCCUCUCUUGCUUCCUCAUUAUUUCCCCACCUGCUUGUCACAGCAAGUGUCCUCAUCAAAAAUAAACUUGAAAACUGA